This is a messenger RNA of Hippocampus comes (tiger tail seahorse), 1841 nucleotides long. RefSeq names its product golgi-associated PDZ and coiled-coil motif containing (gene gopc). Gene Ontology annotation, molecular function: transmembrane transporter binding. Lineage: Eukaryota; Metazoa; Chordata; Actinopteri; Syngnathiformes; Syngnathidae. Gene Ontology annotation, biological process: negative regulation of protein localization to cell surface. The record is from RefSeq and is a predicted model, not a curated record. The coding region runs from base 223 to 1563 and encodes 446 amino acids. The transcript is spliced from 9 exons. Gene Ontology annotation, cellular component: Golgi apparatus; trans-Golgi network transport vesicle; membrane.
CGAUCUGAUGAUGAGGGACUUCCUGGUCAGCAGUGACUGUCAUCGGAAAAAAAUAACAUCACAUAUUUCCCGUCUUUAAUUGUCGUAUCAUUGCGUCAUUGUGAUUUUGAUUUUAUUUCAUGCUUCAAAAACAAGGCGGUUUUCACAAAGAUUUGUCGUCUUCAAAGCAAGCUUACGUUGUGCGGCUAGUGACCUAGCGUCAACGUUUGCUGUGUUUUCGCCAUGUCCGCCUCUGCUGGAUGCUCUCCGGCGGGCCACAACUCGGCCCUCGGCUCGAGUAUGUCAAUGUUUCGCUGGCUCGAAGUGCUCGAGAAGGAGUUUGACAAAGCCUUCGUGGACGUGGAUCUGCUGCUCGGGGAAAUCGACCCCGAUCAAGUGGACAUUACGUACGAGGGGCGGCAGAAGAUGACCAGCCUCAGCUCCUGCUUUGCUCAGUUGUGCCACAAAUCCCAGACCGUUUUCCAACUGAACCACAAACUCGAGGCCCAGCUUGUAGAUAUCCGCUCUGAGCUAAGUGAGGUCAAAGCGGAGCGGGCAGUCGUGGAGAGAGAAGUCCAUGACCAGUUACUGCAGCUUCACGCUCUCCAGUUGCAGCUCCACGCCAAGGAAGGCCAAGCUCCAGACUCCGAUUCCAUCAAAGACAGACUCCCUGCACCAUCAUUGGAACACAUGCAACAAGCGCUGGAGGACAGUAAAAAGGAGAAAUUGGCAGAGGCGAGGCUUGAGGCUGACGUGAGACUUUUUAAGAAAGAAAACGAGGCUCUCCGUCGGCACAUGGCAGUACUGCAGGCUGAGGUGUACGGCGCUCGACUGGCUGCCAAAUACCUGGAUAAGGAACUUGCUGGCAGGGUGCAGCAAAUCCAAUUACUGGGCCGUGACAUGAAAGGGCCGGCACACGACAAGCUGUGGAACCAACUGGAGGCCGAGAUCCACCUUCACCGCCACAAAACCGUCAUCAGAGCAUGCAAGGGACGCAAUGAUCCCAAGAAACCGCUUCCCUCGCCUGUUGGGCACGAUCCAGACCUGCUGAAGAAAACGCAAGGAGUGGGUCCUAUCAGGAAGGUGUCGCUCGUUAAAGAGGACCAUGAAGGUCUGGGUAUCUCCAUCACGGGAGGAAAGGAGCACGGCGUUCCGAUUCUCAUCUCAGAGAUCCACCCAAGCCAGCCCGCCGACCGAUGUGGAGGCUUACAUGUCGGAGACGCCAUUUUGGCCGUCAACAGCAUCAAUCUGCGUGAUGCCAAACACAAGGAGGCCGUCACCAUUCUCUCCCAACAGUCAGGACAGAUCGAGUUUGAAGUGGUGUACGUGGCUCCAGAGGUGGACAGCGAUGAUGAGAAUGUGGAAUAUGAAGACGACAACGGACAUCGCUACAGACUCUACCUGGAUGAGCUGGAGAACAAUACGGCCCCACCUAGCGGCAACUCGGCAGCCGCGUCAUUACAGGCGGGUCUGGAGAGAAUGUCGCUGAACAACGGGACAGAAAAUGGAGACACCACAAUCACCAGUGAAGCAACAUCAGAGGAAACUCCCUCCAAGCCUCCCGACACUCACGGCUCCUCUUAAGACCACUCAGCCGCACUCAUCAAAGUUUUAUUGUGCAAAUCCUUUUUUUUUUUCUUGAGUACUGAAUCGAGUCUGUGACAACCAGAGUAAGUUUGUCUCACCAUUCUUUUCUGUAGAUCUUCCAGUGUUUGGAUUUUCUUGCGAGUGGGCUCGUUGAACGGUCGCAUACGCCAACCGGGGUAGUCUGCAAGUUUUCUCACCAAUUUUGCAGCAAUUAAACUUGGGUAACGUUGUUUUGAGCAGGCUUUGUUUGUACAUGUGCAAAACGGGGAAAAAAA